Messenger RNA from Chrysemys picta bellii (western painted turtle), 4031 nucleotides. NCBI's taxonomy places the organism in Eukaryota, Metazoa, Chordata, Testudines, Emydidae. The record is from RefSeq and is a predicted model, not a curated record.
GUUUUAUUUUCUCUUAUUUUAUUUUCUCCAUUAGGGAUACAAUAAAGCCAUGAUUAAACUUAAAUUGAAAAAAACUACUGUUGAUGACAUUUCAGAGAACUUGCGACAAGGUGGGGGAAAGUUAAACUUUGAUGAACUACGACAGGAUCUCAAGGGGAAGGGUCACACGGAUGCAGAGAUUGAAGCAAUAUUUACUAAGUAUGACCAAGAUGGGGAUCAGGAAUUGACAGAACACGAACAUCAGCAAAUGAGAGAUGAUCUAGAGAAAGAAAGAGAGGAUCUGGAUCUGGACAGGAGCUCUCUACCACGUCCAAUGAGUGGUCGAAGCUUCCCUCGCAGUCUGGAUGACUCUGAAGAGGACGAUGAUGAGGACAGUGGACACAGCUCUAGAAGAAGAGGUAGCAGCUCUAGUGGGGUUUCAUAUGAAGAGUUCCAAGUGUUGGUGAGACGAGUGGAUCGCAUGGAACAUUCCAUAGGCAGUAUUGUUUCCAAAAUUGAUGCUGUUAUUGUAAAGCUUGAGGCAAUGGAGCGGGCCAAACUGAAAAGGAGAGAUGUGUUGGGAAGACUGCUAGACGGAGUUACAGAGGAUGAAAGAUUGGGACGUGACAAUGAAAUCCACAGGGAACAAAUGGAGAGGUUAGUGCGGGAGGAACUGGAGCGUUGGGAAUCGGAUGACACAGCUUCCCAAAUGAGCCACCGCUUGGGAACGCCACUUGGACUGAAUAGCCAGCCUCGUUCUAGGAAUUCCCGUCCAUCCUCCUCUCAGUCAACAGAAGGCAUUGAUGGAAGUGGAGGAGGGAAUGGCGGAAGCAACAUCCAUGUGUAAUAUUAGUCAAUGGGUUGUUUUAAAAUUUCAAUCCUGUAUUAUAACAGCAAAUACGCUAUUUACUAUUUGUUUUCCAAAAACAGUGAUGAAUGUUAAAGCUCCCAGUGUCCCUCUGGGGAUUGAUCUGUAGGCCAUAGGGACAUCUAAUUUACAACCACUGUGUCAGCAGCUGACAGAUGUAAAGUUGGCAUUACCUACCUACCCCACUAAAUAGGGUGAUAUUCCCAUUGCCACCUACACUGGCUUUAGGACCAUAAUCCACCAGUAGCAUUGCUUCAAGUGGCUGCACUUAUAGGAUCUGUGCCAGAGGGUUUUACAGUUUCCCUGUCUUCAUUCAGUAAAUGCAGCUGUUGGGAUUUUUUCUAAGUACUCCCAUUUUAAUGCUUGCUAUGCAGCAGGAGCUCAUUUUGGUUAUGUAAAAUAGGACUGUAAGAAUCUACUUUCCCAUUAAAUAAUGCUGGAAACUAGUUUCAAAGUUGUUGUGAAGUAAGUCUCUUCUAAAAGUUUUGAUUAAUUGUUAGCCAAAAAUGCAUUUAACUUCUCAACUCAAAUGCUUAGAUUUCCAGUGCUUUAUAAUGGGAAAUAUUAUUCUUAAAUUCCUAUUCUAAAAUGUAUUAUUAAGGUGACUUCCUAUAUAGUUAUUCCUGUUAAUUAUAUUCAACACAAAUUACAAACAAGUAACAAGGUCGUGUUUAGUUCAUUUUUAUUAUGAAGUAGACACAUAUGCAAGAAGCAUAUGAAUAGUGCAUAUCAGUGCACUAUUGCCAGAGGAAAAAGGCAAUAGUGCACUGAUACAUAGGGAAUGUUACUUCAUAUAUUUAGUACUUCAUAUAUUUUAGUGUUUUAAAAGUAGUUCUUUGGGAAUUUCUUUACACAUAAGAGAGACAAGGUGGGUACGGUAAUAUCUUCUAUUGGAUCAAUUUCUAUUUACACAUAACUAAUGUGAUCAUUGUUGUCUUUGUGUCUGUCCAUAGCUGGCUUUUAGGGCCAAAUUUUCAAAAAGGAAGACCUCUGAGCUCCGCAUCCAAAACUGCACCUACCCUUUCUACAAUUACAUGCAGAAAUUAGGUAAACAUUAGAUAAGUUGUGAAAAACAUCAAUUAAUCUUGGGGGAUUCAAGGGGAGAGAGAAAUUGACAUUUUGAACAUUUCUGAUUAGCUCUAGCAAGUUUUCAUUCCAAUUCAAAGGCAGGGGCCUAAUUAGUUUCUUAUGUAUGCACUUACCUGACCUGCAUGAGCAAUUGGAGGUAUAUUUCUGCAUGUACACGUUUUUCUGUAGGGAACUACUCUACAUCCUUUUGAAAUUGUAGUCUUUAGUAUAAUCAGCACUUUUUAGUAGAAGGCUUGCUGGAUUUGAGACUGCAGUAGAGCUUUGAAGCAGCAACUGCACUGACAAUGAUUUGAGUUUGGUGUACAGAAAAUUAGAGGCAAAUAUGUACUAUUUUUGAUAGUAGUAUAUAUUUAGAUAUAGUGAAAUAUGGGAGUCUUCACUUAAGCUGACAGUUGUCUUAAGAUUAACUGUAGGUUUAAAGGGGAAUGGAAAACUUAAUAUUCAGAUGAAGUACACAGUAUUCUAAGUGCGUAGAUUUGUAGGGUGUAAGAAGGAAAAUGUCCAUGCCUUUUUAUUGAUGCUGGUGGCUUUCAUGUUGUGCUGCUUAUAGGAAUUGCUUCCUGUAGUUAACCUUAAGUACCUUAUAUUUUUGUGUUAGUAUUUUUGGUUUGGUACUGAAUCAAAUACACCUCCAAAUAUUGCAGUUUUCCCAUAUCUAUAUAUACCAGCACUUGUUGUCAUGUUACGGUGUCAUCCAAGACACAUUCCAUAUGACCAGAGCACUUGUCCUUGAUAAAAACAAAACUUUUCUUAUGUUAAAUUUAUAAGAAAGUGCAUGUUCAGUAACUUACUCAUCUUAGAUGAAGGGACUUCUCCCCUACUGAGAGCUGAAAUUUCCCAACAGACUAUCGGUCAAGCUCCAACACUGCCAAGUGGAUAAGAAAUUAAUCCAAAUAGUUACGGUUAAGAUUUUAUCACAGUUAUUUUUAGUAAAAGUUAGGGAUAGGUCACUGGCAAUAAACAAAAAUUCACUGAAGCCCCUGACUUUUACUAAAAAUAACUGACAAAAUGGGGCUGACAGGGGGCUGCAGGAGGGGAGGAGAGGUUUAGCACCUGCUGACACUGUGGCUCACAGCUCUGGGGUCCCCCCCCACUGCCUGUGGAAGCUGGAAGCUGUGUGGUGGGCCCGCCUAAGCCCACUGCGGCUCAGAGCACCAGGGUCCCUGAUAGCUUCAGCCCUGCCUCCAUGGGCUGAAGCGGAAAGUGUCAUGGAGGUCUCUGAAAGUCAUGGAAUCCUGGUCUUCCGUGACAUAAUCUAAGCCUUAAUAAUAGUAUACAGAACCUUCUGUUACAUUACUGUGUAGGAGGUAUAUUUCAAGGGGUCAGUUGGCUAAUUGGUAAGAUUGUUUUUGUAAGCUCUAAAAAAUUAGCAUUUGGUCUGUUGGGGCAUAGGAAUAUCAAAAUGCCAGAUACAGUAUUAUAUGUCAUGUAGUUAAAGUUUAAAACCAAUCAUCUGACCAAACAAUUUGGCUUCACAGGAAAGAGGUUGCUAGUGCUCAGUUAAAGUGAUCUUUUGUUAUAAAGACAAGACAUGUUGGAUGUUGCUGCAAUAUCAUGCUGCAGAACUAAGGAAAUUUGCAUUUGUGAAGUUGUCUUUUCAAAACACUACAGCUAUCACUGUGGCUUUAAAUGUGUCCUAAAAUUGUACCUUUCUCUAAACUAAUAUCGAACAAAGCUUUUCUUUUAUUAGUAUGUUAACUAUGAAAACCAAAAUGUUUGCAUUCAUAGCUAUAUUUGUUCAUCUGUAUAUCUGUAACGUGUCGUUACUUAAUAACAAACUUCAUUUUGAAGUGCAGUAAGCUUUCAUGGGCUAUCCAUGUGUGUUGACAAUGUGCCAUGCAAGAAGUACAUGGCAACUAGACAAAUGUGUUAUACAUUUUUUAUUAUGGUUUCAUUUUAAGUUUAGAUUCUCUUGUAACUGUUACUUUGUUUCUAGGGUAAAGGGUUUCUUCUAAGUAAGUGUAAAGUUUUGCAUUAGCAUUUGGUCUUAUUAGGAAGCUGUUAAUUAUGCAAGUCUUCCACAGUUAUCAAAGAUUUAUUGGUCUAUAAUACUGAGCACUUUACUUCCUAAUAAAGAUUUUACAUAUGAAAAUCA